This is a messenger RNA of Lithohypha guttulata, 990 nucleotides long. RefSeq lists its product as uncharacterized. Bases 1 to 990 code for a protein of 329 amino acids. The record is from RefSeq and is a predicted model, not a curated record. NCBI's taxonomy places the organism in Eukaryota, Fungi, Ascomycota, Eurotiomycetes, Chaetothyriales, Trichomeriaceae. The transcript has a single exon.
AUGUCUGCGAUCACGGGCGACCAAUAUUAUGAUGGAUGGGAUGCGAAGUCCAUCAUCGUUGUCACAACGGCGACCGUGGCCGUCUACAAUGCCUUUGAGCUUCUGCUAAUGAUACCCUCGAGGUUCAAAGAGAGGCGCAGUCUAUACUUUAUAUCUUUGACCAUCGCAACGCUCGGUGUCUUGCCAUACUUCAUUGGCUUCGUUCUCGAAUACUUUCAGCUGGCUACAUACUGGCUUGACAUGACAGUGUCGACAAUUGGUUGGAUCUGCCUGAUUACUGGUCAAUCCUUUGUCCUCUACUCCCGACUCGGUCUCAUCCUGAACGAUGCGCGCAUACUCAGAGCAGUGAAAUGGAUGAUCAUCAUUGACGCUGUUGUUUUCCACACUUCGACCACGGUGGUUCAAUAUGGCAAGAUCGCGAAUAGUGACCACCGCACAGCAUUCGACGACGCCCUCUUCUACAUUGAGAAGAUACAAAUGACCGGAUUCUGCAUUCAGGAGUUCAUCAUAUCUGGACUAUACCUGUGGAAGACAAUAGAAUUGCUUCGCGUCAUUCAGAAGAAAGGCACACGCAAAGUCAUGGGCGAACUUCUUUCUAUCAAUAUCGUCAUUGUCAUAGCCGACGUUGCACUGCUUGUGUUGGAAUAUACUGGCGAAAGAGUCAUGGAGCGGACCUGGAAAGGAUUAGUAUACAGUGUCAAACUGAAACUUGAAUUUGCUAUACUCAGCAAGUUGGUGGAUCUGGUCCAAUCAUCACAGCGUACCCUGUCGAACGCACUCGCAGACGUCGACACGUUCGUGGAUAUAAGCAGGACGAACACAGGCGCGUCUGCAGCACCUCUUCGACAGCGUAGAUCUGAAGAAUUGCCUGACUGGCUAGCCAAGCUGGAAGACAGGCACGUACAGACCUUGCACUUGGAGACGGUUCCAUCAGGAGGUACUGCAGAGAAUUCGUCUCCAGACCCAUUCAUUACACGGAAAGAGGUGUGA